Messenger RNA from Closterium sp. NIES-65, 5355 nucleotides. NCBI's taxonomy places the organism in Eukaryota, Viridiplantae, Streptophyta, Zygnematophyceae, Desmidiales, Closteriaceae. The record is from the annotation of a GenBank genome assembly.
AUGGCGGUGAGUAGAAGUACGGCGUUGGGAGCGCCGCCAGGCAGACCGCGAGCAGCAGUGACAACGUGGAAGGCGGCAGUACCGACGACGUUCCACCACCAUCACCACCACCACCGCGAUGACUUCCGCGAGCGGAUUAAACCCGGCGCCGGCAUGUUUACCGGCGCGCUGACGCAGCGACGGCUCGCCCGCCUGCUAGCCGUCGCCGCCGGUAUCUUCAUGCUGGUGGUCUUCGUUGCGCCGAAAGGACUACUUGAGAGCCCCUGGAGUCCGGAGUCGUCAGACGAGAAGCUGAAGCACGAGGCGGACCGGCAGAUGGACGUGCUGACGGUGGCGGACACCAACACGGGCAAGCGCCGCUUCGUCAUGGACCGACUGCGCGCCACCUUCACGCGCAACACGUGGGGCUCCGACCGCCAGCGCAAGGCCGCGGGGCUGCAGGAGGCGUCCGCGGACGGCGCAGGCGGCGGAGGCGGAGACGUGGGAGCGGUUGGCGGAGCGGGCGCGGGCGCGAGGCGUGCGGAGGAGGUGAAGCAGCCGGAGGAGGUGUCGGGGGAGAAGGUGGAGAGCCGUCAGAAGCCGCUGCCGGUUAACUUGCCGGCCGUCAAGAAGAAGAAGCGGCGGACGGGGCCGUUUAGCCGGCGGUCGGUGCUGGAGAAGUCGUCCGUGGAGGCGCUAGAAGCGGGGCAGAUGGCGCUUCGGGAGAUGCGCGCGGAGAUGGAGAGAUUAGAGACGUUAGAGCGCGAGGGGAAGAAGGACCCGCGCGCGGAGGGCACAGCCGCUGUCAAGACGUGUCAGAGAGCUAUAGUGCUGACGGAGGGGGAUGAGGAACUCAAAAGCGGGGAUAUUAAGCUGCCGUGCGGGAUGCGCGUGGGUUCCGCGAUUACGGUGGUGGGCAUGGUACCGUCCACGCCUGCGGAAGCGGGGCGUGGAGGGGCGGCUCCCGGGCAUGGGGGGGCGGAAGCUGCGGGGAGGGAGGCGGGCGCGGGGGAGGUGGCGGCGGGAGGAAGGGGGACGGGCAGUGAAGGGUCGGCGCUGUCGUUUAUGCUGGAAAUACUGGUGAGUGGGGGGGAGUGGUGCCUGGGAGGGGGUGCUGGUGAGUGCGAGGGGGUGCCCCCCUCUCCCCCCUCUCCUCCCUCUCCCCCCUCUUCCUGGCUCUCCCCCUCUAUCUCCCCUCUAUCCCCCCUCUCUUCCGCCUCUUCCCAUCCUUUCCCCCUCUUUGUCCCCUCUAACCCCCAGGGGUCUGGUUCGAAAAGUUUCACCUGGACUCAAAAGCGCUCACCUGCUCUCGCUCCUGAGGGGACUUCACGUUUCACCUGGACUCAAAAGCCGCCUCUCAAGCAGCACCUCCCCUUUUUCCUUCGCCUGCUCUCGCCCCUGAGGGAGCAGAAGCACGUGCAGCAGCAGCAUCCCGCCUUCACCCUUCCGCAUGCUCUUUCUUCCUCGUCUCCCCGCUCCCCUCUCCCCUUCUCCAUCCGCCCUCUCCCCCUCUCCUUCACCCCGCUCUCCUCAUCCCCCCCUUUAAUCCUCUUAUCCAACCCCCCACUCCCUUUCCCGCAGGGCCUGGUGGUGGUGACACCAGCAGCAGCAUUCCUCCCUAACCCUUUCCCAAAUUCUCUUAUCCAACCCCCCACUCCCUUUCCCCAGGGCCUGGGCCUGGUGGUGGUGAAGGGCGAGGAGGCAACGCGCAUCUACCACCUGCACGCACACCUGACGGGCGACAGCAGAGGCAGCAGCGGAAUCAGUAGUGUUGUUGCCGGCAGUGGGGGCAGCAGCAGCAGCAGCAGCAGCGUGGGGGGCAGUGCAGGGGUGCGCGUGAUCGAGCAGAACACGUGCUACCGCGGACAGUGGGGCGAGUCGGUGCGGUGUGAAGGGUUUGCUUCCACUUACCAUGAGGAGAGAGUGGACGGGCAGAGGCGGUGUGAGAAGUGGUCGCGGGAGCGGGCGCGCACAGAGGAGGACCAGGAGCGCAUGGACGGCGCUGAAGGCGCGGAUGGCACCCACCUGGACACGGAGAAGCUGUCGGGGUGGCAGCGACAGGUGAGGGUGGGGUGGCAUCGGCGUGAGAGGGGCGUGUGGGAGGGGCGUGUGAGAGGGGCGUGUGUGGGAGGGGCGUGUGGGAGGGGCGUGAUGAAGCAGGCGGACAAGGAGGUGACGGAGGAGUGGCCCUUCCCAUUCCACGAGGACCGCCUCUUUGUGCUCGUUGUGCGCGCUGGCUGGGAGGGCUUCCACGUCUCGGUGGACGGCAACCACGUCGCGUCCUUCCAGUACCGCUCUGGCAACCCACUAGAGGAGGCCACGGCGGUGGCCAUCAGCGGCGCCAUCCGUCUCAAGUCGUUCGUCGCCACGUCGCUGCCGCUCGCCCCACCGCUGCGCACGGCGGACCUGGAGGCCAGCGAGUCGCUCAAGGCGCCCGCUGUGAGGGGGGACGUCAACGUGAGCAUGUUCAUCGGCAUCCUGUCCGCCACCAACCACUUUGCCGAGCGCACCGCUGUGCGCAAGACGUGGCUGCAGCACCCUCAGAUCCGCAGCGGGGAGGUGGUGGCGCGCUUCUUCCUCGCCCUGGGAGAGUCGCAUCAAGAAGCACAAUGUGGAGGUCGUGGCGCUGUCCUUCGUGGCUCGGGUGUUGCUGCCGUUGCUUUCCCUCUCUGGCUUGCUGCUUCCUCGCGCGAGCACCUCUGGCCGCGAUGCAGCGGCCUGGUGGAUUGGCCGUUGAUCGCGAGGGUGGUGCAUGCAGACAUGGUGAUGCAUGCAGACAUGGUGGUGCAUGCAGACAUGGUGGUGCAUGCAGACAUGGUGGUGCAUGCAGACAUGGUGGUGCAUGCAGACAUGGUGGUGCAUGCAGACAUGGUGGUGCAUGCAGACAUGGUGGUGCAUGCAGACAUGGUGGUGCAUCCAGACAUGGUGAUGCAUGCAGACAUGGUGAUGCAUGCAGACAUGGUGGUGCAUGCAGACAUGGUGGUGCAUGCAGACAUGGUGGUGCAUGCAGACAUGGUGAUGCAUGCAGACAUGGUGGUGCAUGCAGACAUGGUGGUGCAUGCAUCACAUGGUGGUGCAUGCAGACAUGGUGACAUGGUGGUGCAUGCAGACAUGGUGGUGCAUGCAGACAUGGUGGUGCAUGCAGACAUGGUGGUGCAUGCAGACAUGGUGAUGCAUGCAGACAUGGUGAUGCAUGCAGACAUGGUGGUGCAUGCAGACAUGGUGGUGCAUGCAGACAUGGUGAUCCAUGCAGACAUGGUGGUACAUGCAGACAUGGUGGUGCAUGCAGACAUGGUGGUGCAUGCAGACAUGGUGGUGCAUGCAGACAUGGUGAUGCAUGCAGACAUGGUGGUGCAUGCAGACAUGGUGGUGCAUGCAGACAUGGUGGUGCAUGCAGACAUGGUGGUGCAUGCAGACAUGGUGGUGCAUGCAGACAUGGUGGUGCAUGCAGACAUGGUGGUGCAUGCAGACAUGGUGGUGCAUGCAGACAUGGUGGUGCAUGCAGACAUGGUGGUGCAUGCAGACAUGGUGAUGCAUGCAGACAUGGUGAUGCAUGCAGACAUGGUGAUGCAUGCAGACAUGGUGGUGCAUGCAGACAUGGUGAUGCAUGCAGACAUGGUGAUGCAUGCAGACAUGGUGGUGCAUGCAGACAUGGUGGUGCAUGCAGACAUGGUGGUGCAUGCAGACAUGGUGAUGCAUGCAGACAUGGUGGUGCAUGCAGACAUGGUGGUGCAUGCAGACAUGGUGGUGCAUGCAGACAUGGUGGUGCAUGCAUCACAUGACAUGGUGGUGCAUGCAGACAUGGUGGUGCAUGCAGACAUGGUGGUGCAUGCAGACAUGGUGGUGCAUGCAGACAUGGUGAUGCAUGCAGACAUGGUGAUGCAUGCAGACAUGGUGGUGCAUGCAGACAUGGUGGUGCAUGCAGACAUGGUGGUGCAUGCAGACAUGGUGGUGCAUGCAGACAUGGUGGUGCAUGCAGACAUGGUGGUGCAUGCAGACAUGGUGGUGCAUGCAGACAUGGUGAUGCAUGCAGACAUGGUGGUGCAUGCAGACAUGGUGGUGCAUGCAGACAUGGUGGUGCAUGCAGACAUGGUGAUGCAUGCAGACAUGGUGAUGCAUGCAGACAUGGUGGUGCAUGCAGACAUGGUGGUGCAUGCAGACAUGGUGGUGCAUGCAGACAUGGUGGUGCAUGCAGACAUGGUGGUGCAUGCAGACAUGGUGGUGCAUGCAGACAUGGUGGUGCAUGCAGACAUGGUGGUGCAUGCAGACAUGGUGGUGCAUGCAGACAUGGUGGUGCAUGCAGACAUGGUGGUGCAUGCAGACAUGGUGGUGCAUGCAGACAUGGUGGUGCAUGCAGACAUGGUGAUGCAUGCAGACAUGGUGAUGCAUGCAGACAUGGUGGUGCAUGCAGACAUGGUGAUGCAUGCAGACAUGGUGGUGCAUGCAGACAUGGUGGUGCAUACAGACAUGGUGAUGCAUGCAGACAUGGUGGUGCAUGCAGACAUGGUGGUGCAUGCAGACAUGGUGGUGCAUGCAGACAUGGUGAUGCAUGCAGACAUGGUGGUGCAUGCAGACAUGGUGGUGCAUGCAGACAUGGUGGUGCAUGCAGACAUGGUGGUGCAUGCAGACAUGGUGGUGCAGGCAGACAUGGUGCAUCCGAGCAUCCAGGUGAACGUGGGGGUGCACAAGGAGGCCGCUCUCUACGGAGACAUGGUGAACGUGGAGGUGCACAAGGAAGCCGCGCUGUACGGAGACAUGGUGGUGCUGCCGUUCAUCGACCGCUACGACCUCGUCGUGCUCAAGACCAUCGCCAUCUGCGAGUUCGGGCUCCGCAACGUAUCAACCAACUAUAUAAUGAAGGUGGACGACGACAACUUUGUACGCCUUGACGCUGUGUUUGACGAGAUCCGAUUCGCCAACCAUGCGAGCGGGCUGUACAUGGGCAACAUCAACGAGUUCCACAAGCCGCUGAGGGAGGGCAAGUGGGCCGUGUCUGAAGAGGAGUGGCCAGAGACCAACUACCCGCCGUACGCCAACAGGCCGGGGUACAUCAUCACGCGGGACAUCGAGUGGCCGGAGACCAACUACCCACCAUACGCCAACGGGCCAGGGUACAUCAUCACGCGAGACAUUGCUGACUUCAUCGUGCGCAUGAAGGAGUACAAGAUGCUGCGGAUAUUCAAGAUGGAGGACGUGAGCAUGGGCAUGUGGGUGGUGCAGUACGGCAUCAACAACACCAUCCACUACAUCCACAACUGGCGCUUCUGCCAGUUCGGCUGCAUGGACGACUACCUCACCGCGCACUACCAGUCGCCGCGCCAGAUGCUCUGCAUGUGGACCAAGCUGUCCAGAGGCGAGGCCAGGUGCUGCACCUAG